Molecule: messenger RNA, 318 nt
Organism: Tribolium castaneum (red flour beetle)
Lineage: Eukaryota; Metazoa; Arthropoda; Insecta; Coleoptera; Tenebrionidae
Product: keratin-associated protein 19-9b
Exons: 2
Coding region: 29-226 (65 amino acids)
Source: RefSeq, marked validated
AUCCAGUAUCGUCUAAUAAUCCUACAAAAUGUUCAAGCUUUUCGUAUUUUUGGCCCUUGUUGCCUUCGCCUUCGCCACCGCCGCCCCAAAAGCUGAACCUCAGUACUUUGGAGGAUACUAUGGCGGUUUGGGCUACCAUCAUGGUUUGGGAUAUGCCGGAUAUGGAGGAGCUUUGGGUUAUGGCUACGCUUCGCCAUAUGCCUAUGGACAUUACGGAUAUUACUAAACAAACCUCAGUGAACUUUAUUCUACCAGUUUUUGAUUCUGUAAAUUUUAUUGUCACUACCUGUUAAACUAAAUAAAAACAUUCCAAAAAUA